AUGGCGGCUGUGGUGGAGAAUGUAGUGAAGCUCCUUGGGGAGCAGUACUACAAAGAUGCCAUGGAGCAGUGCCACAAUUACAACGCCCGCCUCUGCGCUGAGCGCAGUGUGCGCCUGCCUUUCUUGGACUCCCAGACUGGAGUGGCCCAGAGCAACUGUUACAUCUGGAUGGAAAAGCGACACCGGGGUCCAGGAUUGGCCUCUGGCCAGCUGUAUUCCUACCCUGCCCGGCGCUGGCGGAAAAAGCGGCGUGCCCACCCACCUGAGGAUCCACGGCUCUCCUUCCCAUCUAUCAAACCAGACACAGACCAGACCCUGAAGAAGGAGGGACUCAUCUCGCAGGAUGGCAGCAGUUUAGAAGCUCUGUUGCGCACUGACCCCUUGGAAAAACGAGGCGCCCCAGACCCCCGCGUUGAUGAUGAUAGCCUGGGCGAGUUUCCUGUGACCAACAGUCGAGCACGGAAGCGGAUUUUAGAACCAGAUGACUUCUUGGAUGAUCUCGAUGAUGAGGAUUACGAAGAAGACACUCCCAAGCGUCGAGGCAAGGGGAAAUCCAAGGGUAAGGGUGUGGGCAGUGCCCGGAAGAAGCUGGAUGCUUCCAUCCUGGAGGACCGGGACAAGCCUUAUGCCUGUGACAAUAGUUUCAAACAAAAGCAUACCUCGAAAGCACCCCAGAGAGUUUGUGGGAAACGUUACAAGAACCGACCCGGCCUCAGCUACCAUUAUGCCCACUCCCACCUAGCUGAGGAGGAGGGUGAAGACAAAGAAGACUCUCAGCCACCAACUCCUGUUUCCCAGAGGUCCGAGGAGCAGAAAUCCAAAAAAGGUCCUGAUGGAUUGGCUCUGCCUAACAACUACUGUGACUUCUGCCUGGGUGACUCAAAGAUCAACAAAAAGACAGGACAACCUGAGGAGCUAGUGUCCUGUUCGGACUGUGGCCGCUCAGGGCAUCCAUCCUGUCUCCAGUUCACCCCCGUGAUGAUGGCGGCUGUGAAGACCUACCGCUGGCAGUGCAUCGAGUGCAAGUGUUGCAACCUCUGCGGUACCUCCGAGAAUGACGACCAGCUGCUCUUCUGUGAUGACUGUGACCGUGGCUACCACAUGUACUGUCUCACCCCAUCUAUGUCUGAGCCCCCUGAAGGAAGUUGGAGCUGCCACCUGUGUCUGGACCUGUUAAAGGAGAAAGCUUCCAUCUACCAGAACCAGAACUCCUCCUGA
Messenger RNA from Fukomys damarensis (Damara mole-rat), 1218 nucleotides. It is a transcript of the gene Dpf2, whose product is annotated as double PHD fingers 2. Gene Ontology annotation, cellular component: nBAF complex. Bases 1 to 1218 code for a protein of 405 amino acids. The record is from RefSeq and is a predicted model, not a curated record. Gene Ontology annotation, biological process: nervous system development. The transcript has 12 exons. Lineage: Eukaryota; Metazoa; Chordata; Mammalia; Rodentia; Bathyergidae.